Angiostrongylus costaricensis is the source of this 1089-nucleotide messenger RNA. Lineage: Eukaryota; Metazoa; Nematoda; Chromadorea; Rhabditida; Metastrongylidae. The record is from the annotation of a GenBank genome assembly.
AUGGAAAAUGUUCGUGUGGAGGUGAAUACCGACCGUGCCGUUCACAUACCUGGGCAGACAGUGAAGACCGAGUUACUUUUAAAUGGAAAUGACAUCGAUCUCCAGGGUUCAGUGUACAUCAUUACGUCGAAGCCGCUUGCCGUUGACAACAUCAAAGCCCGUCUGUAUGGAGACUGCGUCGUGGAGUUCACGACUAAGGAGUUUUACAUCUAUGCGAAUCGGCGGGUACUCGUGGACCAGGAGGAAGAGCUUUGGCAUUACAGUACUUUGCAGGAUAUGCUAGACAUGGCUGAACUAGAUCAUAACGCGAACCACUGUAAUAAAGGCCGUUUGAUGGGUAGGUUUGAGUUCCGAUUUGAAUUCAAGCUGCCGUAUGAUCUCGCGACAUCGUUCAGCUGUUCAGAAAGCCCGGUUGUCGUAAAGUACUCAGUAACGGUCACUUUGAAUGUUCAAAGAGUGGCCGUUGUCCAGUACGAGAGUCCGCUGACCGUGGUAGUACCGCAGAUGCAGUCACUUAGCAAUCAGAAGAUGGUGUACUCGAAGUGGUACUCCUUGUCUAGAGGCGAGACUUUGUUCAUUGAGUGCAUCCUCGACCAGGCUAUUCUCUCACCAGUCAGCAAACUACAAAGCACCAUAACAAUUGCCAACCGUAUUUUCAUAUGGAAGCGGUCAAUCAAAUACGUUUAUGUGAACAUUGUGCGGAUAAUCGAGGCAGUGGGCUACUUGCAGGGAGAGCGUUCGAUCUCCGCAACAAACACCGUGCUCAUUAACACCACUGGUGUCGGACUGCCAUCGUCGAAACGGAAGAUCCGCAGUGGUGAAACUUAUCGCUUCCGUCCUAGCUUCCACGUGCCCGCAUUGCCUCCGAAUACCGAGUUAUCUGGUCUCAUGAGGACUAGCUAUAUGCUGAAGAUUUCCGUUGGAAAAGCUCACAACCAUGUUGUCGCCACGUUGAACGUUCCGAUUAUCAUAUCCACAAACGUAAGCGAUGUGCUACCAAUGGCUCCAACUCAACGAGAAGACAUGCUGAUCGAUUUGAAUCCGCCAACGGCGAUGACGAAUGCGUUGGCCGAUUUCUUCGACUGGUAG